This is a messenger RNA of Harmonia axyridis, 5105 nucleotides long. It is a transcript of the gene Dp1, whose product is annotated as vigilin. The coding region runs from base 184 to 3900 and encodes 1238 amino acids. The record is from RefSeq and is a predicted model, not a curated record. Gene Ontology annotation, cellular component: cytoplasm; nucleus. The transcript is spliced from 18 exons. Gene Ontology annotation, molecular function: mRNA binding. Lineage: Eukaryota; Metazoa; Arthropoda; Insecta; Coleoptera; Coccinellidae.
UGACAGCUGUAGACGUUCUUCAAUUUAUUUAUCCGUUCAUUCUCUUCAUUUUCUACUUGGCAGUCGCAAGACAAUCCCAAGUAAAACUGGAGAAACUCAAAAGUUCCAGUUUAUAGGACGGCUUUUCUGUUUUUACAGUACAUGUUGCUGUAACGACUUGGCGCGAAUCAGGACAAUCUCAAAAUGCAGCAACCAGUGAUCGAAGAGGGUAGUGUGGGUUAUGAAACACCAUCGGUGCGGAGCUAUGAUGAUUUGUUCCCAGCCCUGCCUGAAUCCUUUCCUGUAAUAGGACAAAACAGCCAUCCUACACCAGGAUGGCACCAGAGGAACAACAAGAUGAGAGUUGGCUCUUCUAUCAUCACUCAAGUAUUCAGAGUUCCAUUCGAAGAAAGAAAACUUGAUCACAGCCAGAAAUUUGGAGAAGGAGAAUCAGUCCAAACAUGUGGCAACAUCAUGAAGGAUACUGGGGCUCACAUUGAAAUAUCUCACGGCAAAGAUCAGUCUCUAACAUUCUUGGUGACAGGAAAGCCCAACGAAGUGUUGAUGGCACGAAGAAAGAUCUUGGUACACUUCCAAACUCAGGCAAGCAAACAAAUAUCGAUUCCCAAAGAACACCAUGGUUGGAUUCUUGGAAAGAAGGGUGAUCGUUUGAAGGAACUAGAGAAACAAACGGCCACCAAAAUAUCUGUGCCACCCAUGAAUGAUGCCUCAGACAUUAUUACGAUUUCUGGUACCAAAGAAGGUAUUGAGAAAGCUGAACACGAAAUCAGAGUCACAUCUGAUCAGCAAUCCAAGAAAGCUUCUGAACGUAUCGAUAUUCCAAAAAUGUACCAUCCCUUCAUCGCAGGAGCGUUCAACGAAAAUGUCAAUCAGUUGAUUGCCGAAACAGGGGCCAAAAUAAACAUACCGCCCCAAUCUGUAAUGAGAGAUGAAAUUUUCAUUGCUGGAGACAAAGAAGGAGUUGCGGCUGCAGUGGCUAAAGUACAGGCAAUAUAUAGGGAGAUGGAGAAAAAAUGCAACACUGUAAGCGUGGAGGUUCCCAAAGAACAACACAAGUACGUUGUUGGGCAUAAGGGUUCAACCAUCGCUGAGAUUCUUCAGUCUACCGGUGUGAGCGUCGAAAUGCCAACAGGUGACUCGACUACUGGUACAAUUACUCUCAGAGGACCCCAAGAUAAAUUGGGUUUAGCUUUGAGUAAAGUGUAUGAAAAAGCCAAUUCUGUCAAAUCUUGCCAUGUUGACGCUCCCGCUUGGUUGCACAAGUAUAUUAUUGGCAAAAAGGGUCAGACCAUCAAGGAAAUCACCUCAAAUAUGGAAAAAAUCCAUGUCGAAUUCACGCCUGAAGACAAGAUCAGGAUCCAAGGGCUACCUGAAGAAGUUGAAAAAGUACAAGAGCAACUGGAAGUAAUGGCCAAGGAUCUCAUCAAGAAGAUGACUUAUGUAGAGAAGCAGGUGGACACCAAACUUUUCAAGCAUAUCAUUGGAAAGAACGGAACAAACGUGAAUAAGCUCAGGGAGGAGUACAACGUCACGAUCAAUAUCGAUGAGAGCGGACUCAUAAGAAUUGAAGGCAACAAGGAUGAGGUGCAAAGAAUCAACCAGGAACUAGAAGAGAAGAUACAUAAGCUCGAGAAUGAGAAGGAGAAAGAUGUCAUCAUUCCUCAGAGACAUUACAGGAACAUUAUCGGAGUGAAAGGUUCGAACAUCAAGGAUAUCAGGGAUAGAUUCAAUCAAGUCCAAAUCACUUUCCCUGGGCCUGGCGAAAGGAACGAAAUCGUAAAAGUUAGAGGACCAAAGGACGAUGUUGACAAGUGCUGUAGGCAUCUCGAGAAGCUGGUUAAGGAAUUGAACGAAUCCUCAUACCAGAAAGAAGUACCAAUUUUCAAACAAUUCCACAAGUUCAUCAUUGGAAAGGAUGGUGUCAAUAUAAAGAAAAUCCGUGAAGAAACACAAACUAAAAUCGAACUUCCUUCUGAAGGGGACAAAAGUGACUCUAUCAUCAUAACAGGCAGAAAGGAUAAUGUAGAAAAAGCCGCAAAAAUGAUCAACAAAAUCAAGGCAGAGCACGAAUUGUUGGUGCAAGAAGAAAUAACAAUAAAUCCAAAAUUCUACAAUUCCAUCAUUGGUACCGAGGGUACACUCAUCAAGAUGAUACAGAAGGACUGCGGAAACGUUACCAUCAAGUUCCCGUCUCAAGAAUGUAAAAGCGAUAAAGUCACCAUCAGUGGACCCAAGGAAAAUGUUGAACGUGCCAAACAGCAACUGCUUGAAAGAGCAAACGAGCAGAAGGCAUACAGUUUUACUGCUCAAAUUCGUGCCAAACAUGAACACCACAAAUACCUCAUCGGUAAAAAUGGAAGUAAGAUUAGUAAAAUCCGAGAAUCCACAGGAGUCAAUUUCGAGUUCCCUUCGAACACAGCCGAGGAUAGAGAACUUAUCACUAUUGUUGGCAAAGAAGAGGCUGUUGAAGAAGCCAAGAAAGCCCUAUUAGCUUCUAUUAAAGAAUUGGAGGAUUGGGUGCAAAUCACCAUGACAGUAGAUCCAAAACAUCAUAAAUAUUUCGUGGCCCGUAGGGCUGAGAAAUUGAACCAAAUCAGCGACGAAUUCGGGGUACAGAUAUCCUUCCCUCGUUUCGGGGAAUCGGAGGAGCCUGUUACACUUAGAGGUCCUAAGAAUGCUAUGGAUGCCGCUGUUGCGAGAAUCAAUGAAAUAAUCAGAGAUCUGGAGUCGAUGGUAACCAUUCAGUGCAUAAUUCCCCAGAAACACCAUCGUAACGUUAUGGGAGCUAAAGGUCACAAGGUGCAGGGAAUCACUUCCGAAUUCGAUGUUCAAGUCAAGUUUCCCGAUAGGGAUUCUUACGAUCCCAGCCAAAUGAACGGAGACGUUGAUCCUGAAGAAAUUAGACCUUGCGAUAUCAUUACUAUUACAGGCAAAGAAGAAAACUGCCUCAAGGCCAAGCAGGCCCUUUUGGACCUCGUUCCGAUAUCGAUCAAUGUGGACGUUCCUUACGAUCUUCACCGUUCCAUCAUCGGCCAAAAGGGUCGAGGUGUCAAAGAACUCAUGAGCAGGUACACAGUUCACAUCGAACUCUCCCCUCCAGAAGUCAAAGAAGACGUCAUUAAGAUAACUGGAGCUCCUCAGAACGUGGUGGAAGCCAAAGAAGCCCUAUUGGAAAGGGUGAAGGAGUUGGAAGCCGACAGGAAAGACAGAGAGUUGAGGUCCUUCUCUCUGAAGAUGGAAGUUAAUCCUGAAUACCAUCCGAAGAUCAUUGGCACAAAGGGAGUUGUCAUCAACAAGAUCAAGGAAGAACAUGAAGUACAAAUCAAUUUGCCAAGAAAAGGAGACCCAGAAGAACAUAUCAUCACCAUCACCGGCUACCAGCACAAAGCUGAGGCUGCCCGUGAUGCCAUAUUGAAGAUCGUGAGCGACCUGAACGAUAUUUACAAGGAGGAAGUAAACAUCGAUUCUCGCGUUCAUUCUCGCCUCAUUGGCAGCCGUGGUCGGUCCAUCCACAAGAUCAUGGACGAUUACAAGGUCGAGAUCAAGUUCCCCAGGAGCGAUGACGCUAAUCCAAACUUGGUGGUUAUCUCCGGUGACGAAGAUAACGUCGUAGAAGCUCGUGACCAUUUGCUCAAUUUAGAAGAAGAAUAUUUACAAGAUUACGAAGAACAAGCCGAAAGGAACCAGAGCCACACCCUCAACUUCCACUUUGAGAAUGCCGGUGGCCAGUCGCACCGCAACCACUCUAGGAACGAACACAAUGGCUUCGUGGUCCAGGGAGGACCGUGGGAACAACGCGCCCCGAACACGAACAGCGUCACCGAGUUCCCCUCGUUCGGACGCAACACCGAAGAACCCAGGCAGGCUCCAGUGGCGGGCGCUUGGGGCUCUCGCCGCUAGAUGUCGCACACGGCACUUUUGCUACGAAGGUGAAAUAGUUAGAUGUUUUCUCAACCAACGUUUAAUCUUGCCUAGUUAGAUCUAUUUUAUACCAUUAUUUUCUUAUUCGCAAUCUAGUUUCAAUUGAUUUGAAAUAAAAGAGAACUUUUUAGUGUUUAUAUUACUUGAUUUUGGUCACGAUGAUAUCUCAUCUGUUCUUGUUGCUAUUGAGUUUUUUUAGUGAUGUGCGCAACCUCCUAGGAAUGUUUAAAUGGUUUUUUUCUUCAAGUGCCAUGCGGUGUUAGUAUAAACUCGCCUGUUUUCUGUUUCACCUUUGAAGCUUUAUCAUAACUAAGAAGCACUGCCGGAUGUUUGCAGUCGUAGCAAAGUGUGCUGUAGUUUUAGCCGAUUAUCUUAAAAUUAUUAUAUCUAUCCUUUUCCCUCACUGUUUGCUGCAUUGAAAAAUUAUAGGCCGGGCAAUUCUGGACUCGUUAACGGAAACUGACUUUAAUCAAGACGAAAAACGGAAACAAUAUAUUAUUUCAACAAGAUAUUAAGUCUUCCCUUGACACUUGGGGUUAGACAGGCCUAUUUACGGCCCUAAUUCGUAGAGAAGUUAUGAUCUUUUAUUCAGGUGUUUAUAUUUUAUUGAAUCAAUAAUUAGCUCUUAGGAAUUUGUUUGUAUCUUGGGUUAUUUUUUCAUCUCAAUUGUCACUUUACAAUUUUUUUGAUUUUAUUAUCAAUGAUUUAUCUUCCACUGCUGUUACCUGAAUACAUUUCAUUAUUUAUCUAUAUAUUUGGUUUCAUUUAUUGCAAUCUUUUUUCCAUGUUUAUUGUGAUUCGCACUAUUAGUUGAAUUAUUGAGAUAUAUUUUGAAUUUUAUUGUGAAUUGUGUCAUAACGUCUCUGCCUUUGAGGCUUUGGUGCCUUUCUCAUUUUUAUAUGACCGUAUUGUACUCUGGUUGUAUGAGAUUUUUUGCAUUUUCUGUUUUCCUGUAAAGGUGAAGGAUGACUAUUUUUAUUUAGAGAUAUAUUUAUAUAAAAUGAUGCAGACUGAUUGUGCCGAACAGAUAAUUAUUAAAUCGACACUACUUAAGCAACUUACUGGUUUUUGCUAUUUAUACUGAAUGUAUAUAAUAUUAACGAUUAUAUACUUGAGUCCUUGCGGUCGUUUUUUGUUAGCCCAGGACUACCUGAGGGAGAGAAUAAUAUAUUGAAUUAAUUAAU